Phialemonium atrogriseum is the source of this 2717-nucleotide messenger RNA. RefSeq names its product BRE1 E3 ubiquitin ligase-domain-containing protein. Gene Ontology annotation, molecular function: ubiquitin protein ligase activity. Gene Ontology annotation, cellular component: nucleus; HULC complex. Bases 179 to 2353 code for a protein of 724 amino acids. The record is from RefSeq and is a predicted model, not a curated record. NCBI's taxonomy places the organism in Eukaryota, Fungi, Ascomycota, Sordariomycetes, Cephalothecales, Cephalothecaceae. The transcript is spliced from 5 exons.
CUCCUCCCUGAUCCACCACCCCCAUCUUUACGCUCCUUUCUAAUGACCAUUUUCCUACAUUCACGCAUGGUAUCGCCGGGCUGAGGGAACACCUCCAGGCUGCGCACUUUUCGUUUUCUAUCGCUUUCUCACUUCAUCUUUUUCUUCACGUGGCUGCAUCUCUCCCGCGCCUUUUCUCAUGCCGAUUGCCACUUCGCCCUCCGACACGCCUCAUCCGACCACCUUGGGCAAGAUGGAGGACAGGAAGAGACCUGCCAUCAGCACCGUCGAGGACUUGGCGCCACCAAGCAAAAGGCAAGCUGUCAACGGCAGCAGCAAGUCAAAAGAUGACUCCGGCGACAUGAAAGAAGAGGCCUGGAUCGAGGAAUAUCAAAAGGGUGCUAUCUUCCGCCAGAUGCUUGAAUACAAGCGAGAAAAGCAGAACAUAGAAGCGCGACUGCAGGAAAUCGAAAAGAAGUCGACUGACCAUGACGAUCAUAUCCGGAUCAUCGAUGCCUGGUGGCUGCAGCUUUUGCAAGAGAUCGAGCUACUCGUUGAAGGCACCGUAUCUUCAUCAGCAUCUUCAGGCUUCCCCCUCACCUCCGGCCUGUAUUUCAAGGACAGCAGAGACUUUCAACGGCACCUCGCUGAUAAGGGGAAGACACUCGAGGCGAGGAUUGGCGCAUUGUUUACGCGACUUGCCAGUUCUCGGGGCGAGGUUAAGCCCGAAAUGUCCGACUUGGAAGCCCAAGUCAAAUCGCUUCUGGCAAGCGAAAAGGAGUACCUCGUCGAGCUAGAUCGACUGAAGUCGGAAAACGAAACCCUGUCGGAACAGUACAACACGGGGAUUCUGAAGGUCAUCAAAGCCGAGAGGAAACUAGAUAGGGUCCGAAGUGCCCAGGUCCAAAAGCUGGAACAACAAGCACUUGCAAAUGCGACAGCACGCCCGGCCGGCGGUUUCGACGAGAACGGCGCUCCGGUUGGCGAGAAUGGCAACAAUGAGGCCCUCCAGCUACAAUACCAGGAAGCGAUUGCCGUUGUCGCCAAGCAAAAGGAGCAGCUAGCAUCCGUAUUGGCUCAGCUCAAAGAGCUGCAGGAUGAGAAUUCGACAUUCAAAUCGCGGAGGGAAACUCUCACAGACGAUGACUAUGCGCGGACCGAAGUAUUCAAGCAGUUUAGGAGUCAGAACGAGGAUCUGAUAAAGCGGAUCAACAACCUCGAGGCGACUAACAAGCAGCUCCGCGAGGAAGCCGAGAGAUUGCAGGCAGAGCGAACCUCUUUCCGCGACCAGCUCGAGCGAGAAGCGCAGGCUCUGACACUGGAGCUUGAAGACCAGCUCCAGGCAAAGGAACAGGACCUCACCCGGAUCCGGUCUGCCAGGGACGAGCUUUUCACCGAGAACAGUCAGCUAAAGCAAGUUCAGGGUCAUGAGCGCGUGGCCUUGGAGCAACUAAAGGAACUGACAAGUGCGACGGCCGACCGGGUGAAGGAGCUCGAGUCCGAGUUGGAACGCCUUCGACCAGGCGAAGACACGUCCAUGUCAGAUCCGCGCCCAGACGUCGAGGCCCUGUCAUUGGAGGAGUUGCGGCAGAAGUAUUUGAAGCUGGAGAAGGACUUCGAGUCAAUCAACAAGGAGAUGCCUCUCCUCGAAAAGUCGUACAAGAAAGCUAUGAGCUUGGCCCACAAGAAGGUGAUGGACUUUACGGCGUUGGAGGAUAGAGUGGCUCAACUCUCGGCUGAGAAGAGCAAGGCCGACCAGAAGUACUUCGCGGCACGGAAGGACAUGGAUAUCAGGAACGGCGAGAUCCGGUCUCUUCGUCUCUCCAACGGGAAGAGCUCAGACAUCAUAUCCCAGCUCAAGGAGGCCGAGGCGCAAAGUCGCGCUUUGAUCAGCAACCUGGAGAAGCAGCUCGUGGACUUCAGGCAGUCCAACUCGUCGCUAGCGGCGGAGCACAAGAAAUUGGAGGCAACUAGUAUCGAAGCUAGCAGGCGAGCGGAUGGCAUGAAGGCGCAAAUAUCCGAGUUGAACAACCUGGUCAAGUCACGGGAUGCAGCGAGCAUAGCCAUGCGGGAGCAAACCAUCGCCCACGAAACCGAGUUGGAGAAGUUGAAGGUGCGGGUGGACCAUGUCUCGAAAGACCGCGACAACUGGAAGACGAAGAGUCUGAGCAACUCGACCACCGAGGAAGAGAUGAUGAGAAACCUCAUUGUGUGCACUGUUUGCCGGAGUAAUUUCAAGAACUCGGUCUUGAAAACAUGCGGCCACGUCUUCUGUAACGAAUGCAUCGAGAACCGCAUCACUAAUCGCAUGCGGAAAUGUCCGAGCUGCAAUAAGGCCUUUGACAGGGUUGAUGUCAUGGCAGCGCACCUUUAGGACAACCCGAACGACAGAUCAAUGGCGUCGAGGCAAGACGUCAAAGGGAGGGAGGGGGUAAGCCCAGCUGACUGCAUCGGCUGCCAUGCCGAAGCUCGGGCCCGAUAAUGCUGGGAAAAGGGGAAUUGCAACUCAGCCCCCGGAAUGGAUUCAUUGGCUUGGUGCCUGAAAUUCUGGUUUUGAAUCCUGAGCUCGUGUACUACUAUUGUUUGAUGCUGAGGGAAUUACUGAGCAGCAAUCGAGGGUGUUAGGAGGACAGGAUAGAGUUAGACGCGAGAUUACCCAUUCGUAUUCAUGUACUGUACAAACAAGCGCCAGUACAACAAGGUCAUUAUAUGUAAGAGUACGAAAGCUCGGAGCCGAG